Messenger RNA from Punica granatum (pomegranate), 645 nucleotides. The record is from RefSeq and is a predicted model, not a curated record. NCBI's taxonomy places the organism in Eukaryota, Viridiplantae, Streptophyta, Magnoliopsida, Myrtales, Lythraceae.
GAAGGAAGAAAAUUGUGUAAACCCUAGCAAAGCUCCAGCCGUGCUCCCGAUUCGAACCUCCCCUGAGAGCUCUUCAACACCUUCGUGCCAUAGCCCAGAGGUCUUUCAAGGAACUUUGAUAUUGAAAACUCAGAGAAAAAAAAGGUUCCAUACUCAGGAGUCAGGUGGUGAGGAUUCUGUUCCGAACAGGCUCCGUCCUCUAGUUGACGUGCAAGAUGUUGCUGAGGCUGUAAUAAUGGCGUAUGAAAAAUCCAAGGCUGAAGGUAGAUACAUAUGUGUAGCGCAUGCUAUCAAGACCCGAGAAUUGGCGGAAAAGCUUCGUAGACUAUAUCCUGACUUCACUUACCCGAAGAAUUACAGUGAGACUCAACAUGACAACAAGCUGAACUCCGAGAAGCUGCAGAAGCUGGGAUGGACUUAUUGGCCACUGGAAGAAACUCUCAUAGACUCCAUUGAAAGCUACCGAGAGGCUGGGCUGCUUAAGUAGUUAUGGCUUGUGAUGAAACUCAGAAAAUUCGUUUGCUGUUAUUGUUGAUACUUUGGACUGUACAGGAAAGCUGUUGUCCUUCAUUUCCAUUGAUAAUGAAAUUGUUCCCAGAUGUACUUAUAUUUGGCAAUUUGACUACAAUUUCUGUUUCUUUGUCA